Sclerotinia trifoliorum is the source of this 1627-nucleotide messenger RNA. Lineage: Eukaryota; Fungi; Ascomycota; Leotiomycetes; Helotiales; Sclerotiniaceae. The record is from the annotation of a GenBank genome assembly.
AUGGCGCCAAUCGUAACGUCAUUAAGAGAAAUAGGUACAGCAGGUGCACAAUCUCUAGCUAUCUAUUUGUCAGAGCAGCCAAAAUCCGUGCUUGAAACUAUUCCAAGCUUGAACCCCCCACCAGGAGUCGUAUCGGACUUUCACCAUCGAGAAUCCAGGAGAGGAACCGUCAUAAUAGUUUCUACCUUUUUGUUGGCUCUGGCACUUAUAUGCAUAUGCAUUCGAGUAUGGACAAAAUUGAUGGUUGCUCGUCCAAUUAAAUUGCUUUGGAGUGAUUGUGAGAUCCACUUCCCUCAUUAUAGUCUUGAGAACAGAAGACUAAUUAGAUUUAAGUAACUAUUACUAUUAGCUUUGUAUGUAGUGUUUCUCCAAUGGGUUUCUUGAGAUACUAACAAUAUAGUUCCUCGCUAUUACUGCAUAUGUCCUUACAAUUCUGAGUAAGUCUUUCCAACUCGAUUUCGGUAAUGUAUUAAUCUCUGAAAUAGAUGUUACUCCUGGAGGGACAACUGGUUAUCAUCAAUAUGAUGUUCCGCUAUCUGAAACAUUCACUGAUCGCAACGUAAUUGUAUGUCUUUUUGUAUCUUCCUUCCAUUCAAAUACAUCUAUUUAUGUCACACUUCGAUUGGGCCCUACUGACUCAAAUCUAGCCAUUAUGUUUAACAUAUAUAAUCGGUCCUACAACUAUUGGGCUCGUCAAGCUCACUCUCUUCAUCACUUACGUAGAGAUUUUCUUCACCGAAUCUUGGGUCAAAAUAACUUGCACCAUUGGUGCAAUAAUAUCUUCGGCUUUUUAUAGUAUACAUCUUAUCCUUGCAUUGGCCUGGGUUAUUCCAAGCAAUGGAACACCAUGGAGACACCAAAUUCUUUCAACUUCUACUCUUCGCAUGCAAUCUUUAAGUCUACCUCGGGGUAUUGUAGGCUUGAUCAUUGAUGUAUAUUUAAUCAUAAUACCUUUAAUUGCUGUCAGCAAAUUACAUCUAACGCCGAAAAAGAAAGCUGGUGUUUCGUUUAUUUUCGCUGCGGGUUUCAUGUAGGUUCUAUUCUACUUGAAAGGAAAACGAGAUAUACUGACGGGGUUUAGUGUUAUUAUUGGAUCAACCCUAAGUGUUGUCUGUCGGUUCAAACUCCGCGAAAGUGACGACGUAUCAUGGAAUCUUGCAGGUGUCUCACUUGUAAGGUAAGUGACUUUAAAAUCCUCUCUUCCUACAUCACUAAUGGCUUAUGACACCACAGUCUCAUCGAAAUAUUUCUCAGCAUCUGCAUCGCUUGUACAACAGAUGUCUCAAAGUUCAUCCUCAUGUACAAAGGCAAAUUCAAGAAUAUGGGCUGCUCAUUAGUAUCCUUGUCUUGCUGCAGAAACAUAGGAAGAAACAAAAACAUCGAAGAAUUGGCCGAGGAAAAAGUAGAUAGCUCGGACGAGGAAAAAAGUAUUCAGUCAAAAGAACGUGAUCAGAAGCCCGAGAAACUCUAUCCCAAUCUAGAUAUCGCAGAAAUACCUCCUGAGCCUUGUUCUGAUAAUUCGCAGCCACCCGAUUCCGUGGAUAGGAAUGAGAAAUUACGAAGAGUAGUUUUGGCGCCGGGGAAUUGGGUACGUGGUUCUCUUAGUAGCUUGAGACUUGCAAAGUAG